Molecule: messenger RNA, 2647 nt
Organism: Caenorhabditis sp. 36 PRJEB53466
Lineage: Eukaryota; Metazoa; Nematoda; Chromadorea; Rhabditida; Rhabditidae
Source: the annotation of a GenBank genome assembly
AUGAAAAACCUCAUCCUCGGACUCGUUUUUCUUUGUGGAGUGGCUGUUGCCCACAAGCAGAAGAUGAUGGAAUCGAACAGAGUGAUGGUCGAAGACGUCGGAAGCAACUCGUGCGACGAGUGCAAGCUGGUCAUCGAGAAGAUCGCCGAGGCCGCCAAGGACCCGAAGAAGCUCGAGGAGCUGAAGAUUGUGCUCGGCAUGCUGUGCAGAGAGACCUCCUACGCCGACGAGUGCCGUCUUUUCGUCUCGCAGCUCGACAAGUUCAUCGACAAGCUCCAGCCAUACCUUGUUAGUUAUCAACCUUUUCGAAUAAGCGAGCAGUAAGGAAUGUUUCAGAAGGACCCGCAAGCCGUCUGUGCCCGUCUCCACAUCUGCGGAAACAAGAGAAUCGACACUUUCCGCCGUCUUCUUCUCGAUUUCGCCAAGCGCGCCGAGAAGGUUACUUCCGGAGCCGUGAGUUCUUUCUUUCCCCACCCUUCUCAACUGAUCCGUUCCCAGCCAGCCAUCGUCUGUGACGAAUGCGAGUUUGUCGUGAAGGAGUUGAAGACUGCCGUCGAGAACAAGAAGAUGCAGACCGAUGUUCGUGAUUUCCUCCGCGAGAAUGUGUGCAAGAACCUCGGACAGUACAGAGGAUUCGUGAGUUCCUUCCCUCAGUUGUCAGCUGAAACUCUUUGUUUCAGUGCGAUUUGGUUGUUGACGAGUACCUCCCGCAGUUCAUCCAAGAGGUUGAUGCCAUCCUCGAGAACCCACACCAGGUAACGACUUCUGAUGGUUUUACACAACGAAUCCCACCAUUCAGGUCUGCGUCGAUGUCCACGCUUGCGAGGCCGCCGGAAACUACAAGGCUCGCAAAUAUGUGGGUCUUCCAGGAUGGUUCCAGCGAAACUUCCUCUAAAAGUUUCCCUUUUAUGUAUGCUUAUUUUCCCUAUCAUUCUGUAAACUUUUCCUUUGUCACUGAUGAAAGUAAAUCCGCAUAUUACCUAUUGUACGUGACGUUUUCCCUUUGCUUCUUUCACAGAAUCAACCUGGAACAUAAGAAAAUAUUCAGACGUACUCUACCGAGGAAAACAAGAAAACCGAAGAUGAAGUUGAGAAGUUCUGGAACGGAAUGACGAUGAAGAACAAGAAGGGACAGGUGACCUUUUUUUCAAAGUUCCGUUUGCUUUCGCGCAUUUUGAGUGGAUUCAACACAGCUGGGGAUACCACCUGGCACUUUAUUCAUCUAAUUUUACAUCUGUUACGACACGUUCAUCAAUUAAAAAAGGAAACAUUCAAAGAUAUGUAAUGUAGACGUUCGGAAUCUGGACCGUGGUGGUUGGGAUGACGGUGAUCUGUGGAGCCGGCAGUUCGUGGCGGGAGAUGUAGGCCGACACUCCCCCUUCCUCCAUCCUGACCGGACGACGGUACGAAUCCUUGUUCGAUUGGCGUUCGCCGUCGAAGAUGUGCGGGAAAAGAUCCUUCGCUUCGGAAACAUCCUCUUGGUCGAGGAAAGCGAGGAGACGAGCGAUGUACUCGGCGGCUUCUCUGAUAAUGAGAUGGAUAAGAGAAGGGAUGAUUGAGCGCAAGGGGUACCUGAGUAUUUGAACGCGGGAGAGUCGCAUCUUGAAGUUCGAGGGCGGCAGAAGACCCAGCAGGACAUCGAACAUACCGUUCAUCUCGGAAACGCGCCUUCUCUCGCGACUGUAAACAGUUUCAUCAGAUGACAAAUGAAUUAUAAAGAAAAACGGAGCUUACUAGUUGGCGCGAACUCGCUUUUCUCCUUCCAGAUGAGUCGGCAUUAUAAAGUAGCGAGUGAUGAGCGAGUGAGGCAGAUGCAGCACCGUUUUUGGCGCACAAAAAGGGAGACGAUCAGCUCGACGGCGCCACCUGCCACGCACAUGGCACUUACCCGUCUGACCGGGGCGUCAGUAAAUAGAAGAUAAAAAAGGGUUGUAGGUCCUUGCAAUGUCCUGCUUCGAGUGCAAACUUGUCGUCGAUUCGAUGCAAGAGGACAUGAUCGGAAACCGAGUAUGAGUACAGGGGAAUGGGGGAAAAAGUAGAAAAUAUAAUUGCAGAAGAAGCUGUCGGAUGACGUGAGAGACUUUGCGUGCUACAAGAUUGUCACCGCCAACAUGACCGCUUCCUGCAUCGACUUCCUCGAUCUGUACCUGCCGACUGUCAUCCAGAUGACCAUCGAGCAAGUGACUCCGUUGGGAGUGUGUCAGGCCAACAAGUGCUGUACAUCAAGUGCUGGUGAGACAUUUCUGCUGUUCCGACAGAAAUCAGACGUUCCUUUUUUCAGCUAAGCCACUCAGAGGCUUCUCUUAUCAAGAGAUCCAAGCCGAAAAGUGCCCGACUAUGGGUUCUCUGGAGUCUUAUGUGGAGUCCAAUCUGAUUGGAAGCCCGAUGGAAAAGUAUUUCGAGAAUUCUCUGAUGGAUAUGUUCUGCUCUCGCUCCCUCUCCUUCUUCAAACCAACUGUAAGCUGAAAAGUAUAUAAAACCAAUGCUUCAUUUCCAUUUCAGUGCCAACAAAUCAUGUCUUCUGUCGCCCCGAAGUUGGUCAGUUUGACUGCCGUUCUGGCCAAACAGAACAAAUUCAGCCAGGCUGUAAGUUUUCGGUUAUUCCUGCGAACAUACUAAAUCCCUCCGUUUUCAGCUCCUCUGCUAA